GAAAAUGGAAAAGUUACUUCCCCUUAUUAAGUACGUACCAUUUGUGUUCAACCAAACGAAUAAUUCCAGAAAAGGUAAUUCUCAUAAAUUGUACCUAAUGGCUAAGACAAAACAGACAACGAGAAAACCUUUGCCAAAGACUUUAUGUCCAAUAUGUAAGGACCUUGUGCUUGAAGAGAAGUUUCUACAGCACAUAAUGUUAUGUAAGAAGAACAAUGAUAGGUUGUGCUGUGUGACAUGCAAAAUGUAUUUUAAGAAGGAGAUUUACAGAAGCAAACAUAUGAAGAGAGUGCAUAGCACUGAAACUACAGAUAAGGAAACUCCAAGUACAAGUCAAGAGUGUUGUAAAAUUGGAGACGAAGAUUCUGAUUGGGAUAGGGAUCCUGACAUUGAAAUAUGUGAGGAAAAGACUGAUAAUGUCACAGAUCAAAAGAAAGAGACAGAAGAUUUAGAAUCAAUAAAAAUUGGAAGAUUGUAUAGGAAGAGAACCCUACCAAAUCCGGUGAUAGCACCAGUCACUAGAAAGUGUCCGAAACUUGAUAAUGAUAUAGAGCAAGAAAAUAAAUUGGACCCGGCAGUGAAAUCUUGCAGUUCCGUUGAAGAUCUCCCAGACAAUCCUCAGGGCAUAGAUAAUUCAGGAAGUACAGAUGAUAAUAAUAUCAAUAAUGUGGACAAAAGGGAGUGUGAAUUAAAUUAUGAUGAUUCAGAAGAGGAUGAGGAGCAAAGUUAUGAAACUGUUACAGAUAUCAAGGAAGAUGAAGUCAAAGAAACUGAUGAACCAUCACCAUCAUCAGUUAAAACAGUUGAAAAUAGUGUCGCUCCAUCCGAGGAGAAAAUAUCCAUUGAGAUAGAGAAGGAAAAGCUAGAGAUAGAGAAGAAAAAGAUUGACUUAGAAACAGCUAAAUUUGAAUUUAAGAAAAAUAUGUUGACAAAGCUAAUUGACAUUGUGUCAGACAUGUAGAGACAAGGAACAUGAUUUAAAAGGACAGGAGUGUUAUUUAAAAUGUAAUAAUAUUAUUUUCUGUUAUUUUGUUGUAUAAGCAAGAAGCUUGAUGCAUAAUAAAAGUUUAUUUUGAACCGUGAAAUUGAGUUCAUCAUGCGGGACGCAUGCCUUUCGGAGGCGUGGGUAAUGUAGCGAAAAUGGAAAAGUUACUUCCCCUUAUUAAGUACGUACCAUUUGUGUUCAACCAAACGAAUAAUUCCAGAAAAGAUAAUUCUCAUAAAUUGUACCUGUAAGUUGAUAUCAAAUAUGUUUGAUGAUGUUGCUUGAUUUAAUUACCUUUUACUUUUCAUUUUGGAGUCCUUAGAACAUUGCAGGUAUAUUAUUUAAUGUAGAAAAGGUAAGAUUAUAUUCAUUUUGGCGAUGGUUCCCGAGUCAUGUAAUUAUAUACAAAAGUAACGCAUAUUGAAAAGGUAAGCAGUAUUUGAUUCAAUGAUAGUAAUAUAUUCAAGCGUUUACAAGAUAUGGAAGACGACAGAGGGCGCAAGCAGUCCCGAGCCAAUAUAUAAGGCAGGUGAAUGUGAGAAAUUGAGAGUUGGUGUUUUGGCAGCGUGUUGAACAGUCGACAAUCCUAAAUGCUAUACCUACUUUUUAUAUUCUUAGUUGCACAGUGCAUAGCGCUGUGAUAAGGCUGAGAAAUAUUAAGUAGAAAGAAAGCAAGGAUUAAAGAUUAAUAAAGGAAGAUUAAGAAUAAUUUUAUUAGUAGAGAAAUAGAGAACGAGAUAGAGGGAACGUAUAUAUAAAUAGUAUUUCAUGUAGGACAUUAAUUUGAUAAAUUGUUUAAUAGGUAUAGAAAUCAUUAUUCGUUUUUCAAUUAAAAGACAAGGUAGUCUCGAGGAAAAUUAUAUCUAUAUAUUUAAUUCAAUUUGGUAAUUCAUGCACAUUUAUUAAGCAAUAUAAAUCAUUGGUCUUCAAUCAAAUAAUCAUAAGGCAAAGAAGCCAGAG
Molecule: messenger RNA, 1945 nt
Organism: Ruditapes philippinarum (Manila clam)
Lineage: Eukaryota; Metazoa; Mollusca; Bivalvia; Venerida; Veneridae
Exons: 2
Coding region: 5-961 (318 amino acids)
Source: RefSeq, a predicted model, not a curated record